Messenger RNA from Eruca vesicaria subsp. sativa (arugula), 204 nucleotides. NCBI's taxonomy places the organism in Eukaryota, Viridiplantae, Streptophyta, Magnoliopsida, Brassicales, Brassicaceae. The record is from the annotation of a GenBank genome assembly.
AUGAGUUUGGUGGAAGCUCAAUGUUGGGUGCAAUUCUUGCUUGGGACACUGAACUGUCUUGGACGCCGUAGGAUGCUAUUGAAGCACUUUAGGAGACGAAUUGGAUUGAGGGUUAUGGAGAUGGGGAAGAAGCUUGCAGAGAAGAUAAGGAUCAAAUGGCCUUACAUUGUCGUGAGUAAAAUGAAUUCUGAAAGCCACAAUUAG